CCCCCUUUGGUUCGUCAAACAUAUCUCCCUGUCUGUUUUUCAAGCCCGAGAGAGAGAGAGACAGAACAGAAUCAUCUUAAGAAAAAGCGAACAACUUUUAAAAAUGGAUCAGAUCGAAUCUGUGGAGUACAACGGCUUCGAGAUCUCCAACGGCCACGUCGACCACGGCUGGAAGAAAGUCGUCUACCCGAAACGCAACCGCAAGCAGAAACCCGCCGAUCAAACGGCGACUAACGGCGGCAAAAAUGCAGCUAACGGCGAUAACGUGUUCCGUUCGCUGGAGGAGCAAGCCGAGGAUCGGAGGAGACGGAUCCUCGCGGCGAAGAUGGCUGUUUCGGAUUCGGAUGAGGACGAGUCGAGAUCUAAACGCCGAUCCAACGGUUACGGUUUCGACGACAGCGAGGACGAGAUCGCGGCGAGGAAGGAGGCGGAGGAGGAGAAUGUGAAGGCGGCGGAGGAGGCUAAGAAGAAGAAGGCGAAGGCGAAGAAGGAGAAGAAGCCGAAAGUGUCGCUGCCUGAAGCUGCGGCGAAGAUCGAUCCGUCGAAUCUCGAAGCUUUCCUCAUCGAAGCAUCGGAAUCGUAUGCGAGUCAGCCGGAGAUUCAGCUGAUGAGAUUUGCUGAUUACUUUGGGAGAGCGCUCUCCGGAGUCUCUUCUGUGCUGUUUCCAUGGGUUAAGAUGUUCAAGGAGUCUCCUUUGUCCAAACUCAUCGAUGUUCCGUUGUCUCAUGUUCCGGAACCGGUCUACAAAACAUCAGUUGAUUGGAUCAACCAACGUCCUAUUGAAGCUCUUGGAUCUUUUGUGUUGUGGGCGUUUGAUUGUAUUCUCACGGAUUUGGCAGCACAUCAAGUAGGAGGUGCUAAAGGUGGGAAGAAAGGUGCUCAACAGCAUACUUCUUCCAAGUCUCAGGUGGCGAUAUUUGUUGCAUUAGCGAUGGUGUUGCGUAGGAAACCUGAUGCUUUGACUAAUGUAUUGCCUACUCUGAGAGAGAAUCCUAAGUAUCAAGGCCAGGACAAGCUUCCUGUCAUCGUUUGGAUGAUGGCUCAGGCCUCUCAGGGUGAUCUAUCCGUAGGGUUGCUUUCAUGGGCACACAACUUGUUACCUGUAGCUGGUAGUAAGAACUGCAACCCUCAGUCUAGAGAUCUCAUCUUGCAGUUGGUUGAGAAAAUUUUGUCGAAUCCAAAGGCUAGGACCAUACUUGUAAGCAGAGCUGUUAGGAAGGGAGACCGAUUGAUUCCACCUCCUUCAUUUGAGAUCUUGGUCCGGCUUACCUUCCCUGCUUCAUCCGCAAGAGUCAAGGCUACAGAGAGGUUUGAGGCAGUGUAUCCCCUGCUGAAGGAAGUGGCUCUUGCCGGUGCACCAGGAAGCAAGGCGAUGAAGCAAGUCACACAGCAGAUAUUCACUUUUGCUCUGAAAUUAGCUGGAGAAGGAAAUCCUGUUUUAGCCAAGGAAGCUACAGCAAUCGCUAUAUGGGCCUUGACCCAAAACGUUGAUUGCUGCAAGCUCUGGGACAGUCUCUAUAAGGAGAAUCUUGAAGCUAGUGUUGCUCUUCUUAAAAGGCUUGUAGAGGAAUGGAAGGAGUAUUCCCUCAAGCUAUCAUCAUCACCGAGUAAUACUGCUGCUCUCAAUCGAACUAUGAAGAGCUUCAGGCUAAAGAACGAGGAAGCAAUCACUGAAGGAAAAGGCAACGGUUCUCUAUACAAAGAAGCUGACAAGUCCUGCAAAGUGAUUUCAGGGAGACUCUCCCGUGGAAGUGCCUGCCUCAAAGGAACAGCCAUUACUGUUGUGGUUUUAGCAGCUGCCGCAGCAUUUCUGUCUUCCAACCCUGAGGCUACAUCCGAGCUGAAGAGCCUGGUGGACUCAUUGGAGCUGCACCAAUACUAUAACCCAAUCAUUACAGCUUUUAAAAAUUAAGAGAGGAGAGAAACAAAAACAACCUGAGGAUGAUAGCCAGAGGUUAACUCUGAUUGUAGACUGUUUAAAUUUGAGUCAAAAGAUAAUUUUGUUUCUUUUUUGAUCAAAAAGAUAAUUUUGUUUCUUUCCAUC
This is a messenger RNA of Brassica oleracea var. oleracea, 2044 nucleotides long. Its product is annotated as transmembrane protein 214-like. The transcript is spliced from 9 exons. Gene Ontology annotation, cellular component: endoplasmic reticulum; Golgi apparatus. The record is from RefSeq and is a predicted model, not a curated record. The coding region runs from base 104 to 1912 and encodes 602 amino acids. NCBI's taxonomy places the organism in Eukaryota, Viridiplantae, Streptophyta, Magnoliopsida, Brassicales, Brassicaceae.